AUGGCCGCCGUCCAGCUUAAGUUUGCCCUGCGCACUUCGUCCAAUGUCAAGACCGUCCAUCUGGUCGGCUCUUGGGACAACUACUCGCGCCAGUUGCCGCUGUCUGCUGAGGACAAGCCCGGUGCCUGGCUGGGCAAGUUUCGCUUCCAGACCUCCAUGUUGCAGCUGGGUGGUCGCUACUGGUACUACUACAUCAUGGAUGGGUACCACGUCUCGCACGACCCAGCCGUCGAGUACACCGUCGAGCCCACAACAGGCCGCAAGCUUAACAUCCUCGACGUCCCCGGCGGCAAGACCAGCUCCAGUCACCGCAGCAGCGCUCCAAAGGCCCGCCGCGGCUCGACCAACAUCGCUACCGGCCGCGCCCUAUCCCCCUCCAAGAUCCAGCACCCCAAGCCAUCCAAGCCAUACGCCUCGCGCCAGCUCCGCGAAUCCGAGUUCGCUGCACCCACAGUCGACGACCUAACGCGCCGCUUCGCUGGCUCCCGCCUGUCAGACUCGGACGGGUACUCAUACUCCAACAGCCCGCCCAGCUCCGCCGGUUCAUCGCUGUCCUCCCGCUCGUCGUCAGGCUCGGGAUCUACCUCUCCGUCAUCCCUCUCCUCGCUCAGCGACCCGCCCCUGCCCCAAUGCCGCUGCGAGCGCUACGGUAUCACCCGUAAGGGCGACCGUGUCAAGCUCGACUGCGGUGGUAAUCGGUGUGGGUAUAUCACCGAGAGCUCGGAGGCGAGCUGUUCUGAGUCCGAGGAUUCGGACGAGGAGUAUCGUCGUGUGCGCUCCGCUGUUCGUCGCCAGGGUAUUGUUGUGCGACGCUAG
This is a messenger RNA of Penicillium lagena, 816 nucleotides long. It is a transcript of the gene esdC, whose product is annotated as GTP-binding protein EsdC. The transcript has 2 exons. NCBI's taxonomy places the organism in Eukaryota, Fungi, Ascomycota, Eurotiomycetes, Eurotiales, Aspergillaceae. The record is from RefSeq and is a predicted model, not a curated record. The coding region runs from base 1 to 816 and encodes 271 amino acids.